AUGCCCCCAUCAUCAGGCCCAUCGGUGAAUCCGUUAUUUCUCAAGUGGCUGGCUGCUACCACCCGCGGCUCCUCACAGGUCACCCGCAAUCCAGGUGCCGCCGGGUUCUCGCAUUCUGAUCUUCUCAACUUCUGUCACACGUACUCACCUUGGCAACUUGUCUCGUUCGUCUGGCUGCAGCAGGGCAGCCAGUGCCGUAAGUUCGGAGGUGCACAGGCGGCUGGAUGGAAUGCUGCAGGCCAUGGCUCGCCCGCUUGUCACUUCCCCCCCAUCCCCGCCAAUGCCCGUAGUGACGUGGCGAUGCAUGGCGCAGUCCGUAGUGACGUGGCGUUGCGUCACGCAGCCCGUAGUGACGUGGCGAUGCGUGAAGCUGCCAGUAGUGAUGUGGCGAUGCGUGGCGCUGCCCGUAGUGACGUGGCGAUGCCCCGUAGUGACGUGGCGACACGUGGCGCUGCCCGUAGUGACGUGGCGAUGCGUGGCGCUGCCGGUAGUGACGUGGCGAUGCGUCGUGCAGUCCGUAGUGACGUGGCGAUGCGUCAUGUAGCCCGUAGUGACGUGGCGAUGCGUGAAGCUGCCCGUAGUGACGUGGCGAUGCGUGAAGCUGCCCGUAGUAACGUGGCGAUGUGUGGCGCUGCCCGUAGGGACGUGGCGAUGCGUGCCGCUGCCCGUAGUGACGUGGCGAUGCGUGGCGCUGCCGGGAGUGACGUGGCGUUGCGUCGCGCAGCCCGUAGUGACGUGGCGAUGCAUGGCGCAGCGUGUAGUGACGUGGCGAUGCGUGACGCUGCCCGCAGUGACGUGGCGAUGCGUGGCGCUGCCCGUAGUGACGUGGCGAUACGUGGCGCUGUCCGUAGUGACGUGGCGAUGCGUCGCGCUGCCCGUAGUGACGUGGCGAUGCGUGGCGCUGCCCGCAGUGAUGUGGCGAUGCGUGAAGCUGCCUGUAGUGACGUGGCGAUGCGUGAAGCUGCCCGUAGUGACGUGGCGAUGCGAGGCGCUGCCCGUAGUGACGUGGCGAGGCGUGCCGCUGCCCGUAGUGACGUGGCGAUGCGUGGCGCUGCCCGUAGUGACGUGGCGAUGCAUGGCGCACUCCGUAGUGACAUGGCGAUGCGUCACGCAGCCCGUAGUGACGUGGCGAUGCGUUGCGCUGCCCGUAGUGACAUGGCGAUGCGUGCCGCUGCCCGUAGUGACGUGGUGCAAGUGAUGGCGCAAGCGGCGGCGCAGGGAAGAGGAAGCGGGAGGAAGUGGUAG
This is a messenger RNA of Closterium sp. Naga37s-1, 1245 nucleotides long. The record is from the annotation of a GenBank genome assembly. NCBI's taxonomy places the organism in Eukaryota, Viridiplantae, Streptophyta, Zygnematophyceae, Desmidiales, Closteriaceae.